Dacryopinax primogenitus is the source of this 982-nucleotide messenger RNA. RefSeq lists its product as uncharacterized. The transcript has 3 exons. The record is from RefSeq and is a predicted model, not a curated record. Bases 99 to 902 code for a protein of 267 amino acids. NCBI's taxonomy places the organism in Eukaryota, Fungi, Basidiomycota, Dacrymycetes, Dacrymycetales, Dacrymycetaceae.
GCCCCUCUUCGUUCUUCUUACCUCCAUCUGAAUUCUUCGUCGCUCUCCGCCAUUCUGAAGUGCUGGUCACCUCUUUUGUCGCACCGUUCUUUUACACCAUGAUCCCUAUCAAGCCAGUAUUGUUGACAUUCAUUUUCGCCACUAUCCUAUCAUUGGCGGCUCCUAUUCCAUCCCUGAACACUCGGGGAUAUCAACUCGAUGCAGGGGAAAGUGCCGCACUGCAAAGUCGCACACCCGACCCGAAUCCACCACAAGAUGACCAAUACCCCGCAUCUGAUGGAGGACAAUAUCCUUCCACCCCCGAUUUGAGUGCAGGUGAUAGUUCUGCCCCUCCCUCGUCUCCGCUACAGCCCAUAAAACAAUUUAAGGACAAGGCGAAACGCUUUGUCUUGAAUUUGGUUGGAAAGAAACCAGAAGCAACACCAGCACCAACCGCUGCACAAGCACAUAUGCAGGUACAACCACAACCAGCAGCACCAGCACCAGCACAUGUCACGAUAGGUGGUGGUGUAUCGCAUGAGUCUGUUCACAACGAGCUCAAAACGGUGGCGGAGGCACACAUGAAGGAGGGGAACGAUGGAUUGGCAGCGGACACCUACCACUUACAAGCACAGCACCUAUCCAGUACCCCCAACACAAGCCCAGGAGGAAAGCAAAAGCAGGCUGGCAAUCCUGCAAAGGCCGGAGGGUUCAAUGACCCGAAUCACUUGCUUAAGCUCCAGCUUGAGGCCGAAAGCAAGUCGAAAACAUCCUACCAGGCCUGGGAAGCGGGAGGUUACCAAUCACCGCCGGUGUCUGAGCACACUCAGCAGUUACAGCAGCACGUCUACGAAAAAUAUAAGCAAGUAACAAGGCAAGAUGCGUAUCAUGCAGGAUGUAUCAAAUUCCAUAACUGUAGAUGAGCAUUCCUAUCGGCGAUGAGCCAACCUGAUAGAUAGUCCAAACCCAUGUUACAGUACUUUCAAGUCAGAUCAUGAACUUU